This is a messenger RNA of Myxocyprinus asiaticus (Chinese sucker), 7682 nucleotides long. Its product is annotated as gastrula zinc finger protein XlCGF57.1-like. Bases 82 to 1653 code for a protein of 523 amino acids. Lineage: Eukaryota; Metazoa; Chordata; Actinopteri; Cypriniformes; Catostomidae. The record is from RefSeq and is a predicted model, not a curated record. The transcript is spliced from 2 exons.
ACUCGGGGAGGAUAAACAAGAGCGCCAAUCAAGGAGAUAAAGCGCUUUCAUGAUAACCCCAGGUGUAACAUUAUUGACAAGAUGGAGUUUAUUAAGGAGGAGAGUGAAGACAUGAGUUAUGGAGAAGUAUGCAACAUGAAAUAUGAAGAUACAUCAGAACAAAGAGACCUAAUGGAACUGAAAGAGGAAAGUGAAGAACUGAAUGAAGUGGAGGAGGAACAUCAGUUUCAGAAACCUCAUCAUUUCACAACUGAAGAGAAUUGUUUUAGCUGCUCACAGUCUGAAAAUAAUUUCAUACAAAAAACAAAAGGAGCAAAAAAUUAUUUGACCUGCUCUCAAUGUGGAAAGAGUUACAGCAAGAAAGCAAAUCUUAAAACUCACAUGAGAAUUCACACUGGAGAGAAGCCUUUUACAUGCGAGCGGUGUGGGACGAGUUUCAAAUUUAAAAGUGGACUUGACCAACACAUGAGACAUCACACUGGAGAGGAGCCUUACACAUGCUCACAGUGUGGGAAGAGCUUCAAAUGGAAAAGUGGUCUUGAUGCACAUAUGAGAAUUCACACUGGAGAGAAGCCUUUCAUUUGUCUUCAGUGUGAGAAAAGUUUCUCAUUUCAAGUAGACUUUAAUAGGCACAUGAAAAUUCACGCUGCAGUGAACCCUUUCACUUGCCCUCAGUGUGGAAAAAGAUUUACAUUGAAAGCAACUUUUGCUGGUCACUUAAGGAUUCACACUGGAGAGAAGCCUUUUCCAUGUUAUCGGUGUGGGACGAGUUUCAGGCGUAAAAGCGAACUUAACUUGCACAUGAGAACUCACACUGUAGAGAAGCCUUAUGUGUGCCAUCAGUGUGGAAAGAGUUUCGUAACUAAAUAUCAACUUAAUUCUCACAUUAGAAUUCACUCUGGAGAGAAGCCUUUUACAUGCCUCCAGUGCGGGAAGAGUUUUGGAUAUAAAGAAACCUUUAAUAUGCACAUGAAAAUUCACACAGGAGAGAACCUUUUCACAUGCCUCCAGUGUGGGAAGAGUUUCGCACGUAAAAGCAACUUUAACACUCACAUAAGAAUUCACACUGGAGAGAAGCCUUUUACAUGUCUCCAGUGUGGGAUGAGUUUCAGAAAUAAAAACAGCCUUGAUAAGCACAUUAAAAUUCACACUGUAGAGAAACAUUUCAUGUGCCAUCAGUGUGGGAAGAGCUUCAGACAGGCAAAACAUAUCAAAACUCAUCUUUGCUCUCACGUUGAAGUAAGGUCAAUUACAAGUGAUCAGUGUAGUACAAAUUUUACUUUUGCAUCAGCUGAAAAAAUGCACAUGAGAAUUUGUGAAAAUGAGAAGCCAUGCUUGUGUUCUCUUGAAGAAAAGUGUUUUAAAGAGCAGCAGAAAGAACAUAUUGCUAUGAGGGCUCAUGUCUGCUUAGAUUGUGGAAAGGUGUUUUCUAGAAAAACUAAUUUGGAACGGCACCAAAGAAUCCAUACUGGUGAAAGACCAUACAAGUGUCUAAUAUGUGGAAAGAGUUUCACUUGUUCAGGACAACUGAAAGUACACAAGAGAGUGCAUACUGGAGAGAAGCCAUACAGCUGCACUUCAUGUGGGAAAAGAUUUACCUAUUUUAAGUCUGUAAAGAGUCAUAGAACAAAGUGUUGCCCAGAACUGAAGUGAGCAAACUGCAUGUAAUUUCCAAUGUAAAUUAUAUGUCAUUGUAGCAAGGUUAAGGUUGGGAAAGGAGGCGGCGGGAACCGGAUGAAGCAUCAAAGUAAUGUUUUAAUAAACUUAAACACAAAAACACACAAACAUAAACACAUACAGGGCAGCUGCCUGUAGCUCUCUCUCUCUCUCAGACUGCCUCAUCUUGUUGCACUUAUCCCUCUCCUCGGCUGAUUACGCCUUCCUCCUUUUCACACUCCACCCUCUUUUGCCUCAGGCCGGAGAACCCCCCGCAUGACGUACAUCCGCCCUUCUGGCACCGCCUAUUGGCAGGCCUUCCCCGCCUUCUGCAACCUUGGAGGGAGACAAGGGGAGAGAAAAACAAAACAACAAAAAGAGGAGAGGGAAAGUCCAAUGCAGCGAUAUUGUGAGAGAGAGAGAGGAGAGAGAGGAAAAACGUACUCGCCGGUUCCCUGACACGCCGUCACCUGGUCCUCGAUCACUCCUCCAUCCUCUGGCGGACAACAGCCACUCCUCCCCGGGCGGACCGGAGCAAGUCCUCCAACCCCUGGCAGACGGAGCGCCCCUCCACAUUUCAGCGGCCGGUAGGGAACUCCUCUGCCCCUGGCAGUGGCUCUACCGCUCCAGGUGGUCGGCAGUGAGCCCCUCCUCCCCUCGCAGACGGCAGCCGUUCUUCCGACCCCGCCAUGUAUUGCUGGCCAGUAGGGAACUCCACCGCCUCUGGCAGCGACCCCACCGCUCCAGGUGGCCGGCAGUGAGCCCCUCCUCCCCUCGUGGACGGCAGCUGUUCCUCCGCGUCCAGGCAGUCAGUAGCAACUGCUCCGUCCCCCGGCGGAUAGCCGCGGCUGCUCCUUUGGGGUGGAUGGUAGUGGCGAGGACUCUACGAUGGCGCAUCCCUCCUCCUUCCCGGGCUUCGGCACCAAUGUAACAGGGUUCAGUGAAAAGGAGGAGGCGGGAACCAGACGAAGCAUCAAAGUAAUGUUUUUAAUAAACUUAAACACAAAGACACACAAACAUAAACGCAUACAGGGCAGCUGCCUGUAGCUCUCUCUCUUUUGAAAUGCUACAUCUCGUUGCACUUAUCCCACUCCUCGGCUGAUUAGCCCGAUCGGGACCCGGGCGUGUGUAGUCACAGCCUGGCCCCGCCCUCCUCCUUGUCACAGACAUUGAUAUGAAAUUUAGAAUAAAACAAAAGAUAAAAUAAUAGAUGAAAGUGAAAGUCUUUCUAGUAUUUAGUAUUUUAACUGUAUCGAAUGUAACCUUACAUAAAUAUACACUGCCUAGCCAAAAAAAAAUUGCAUACUCUAAUAUUUUGUUGGACAAAAUAUGAAUAUUGCUCCCUGAACCACUCUUUCACAAUUUGAGCUCAAUGAAUCUUGGCUUUGUCAUCCUGGAAUAUGCCCAUGCCGUCAGGGAAGGAAAAAUCAAUUGACUGGUCAUUCAGUACAUUCAGGUAGUCAGCUAACUUCAUUUUAUUGCCACAUAACAUUGCUUAGCCUAGACCUGACCAAUUUAAGCAACCCCAGAUCAUAACACUGCCUCCAGUGGCUUGUACAGUGGGCACUAUACAUGAUGGGUGCAUCGCUUCAUGAGCUUCUUACCCUGAUGCGCCCAUCGCUUUGGAAUAGGGUAAAUCUGGACCACAUGACCUUUUUCCAUUGCUCCACAGUACAAUCUUUAUGCUCUCUAGCAAACUGAAGUCGUUUUUUCUGAUUAGCCUCACUAACAAGUGGCUUUCUUGUGACCAAACAGCUGUUUAAUCCCAAUCCUGUAAGUUAUCAUCGCAUUGUGCAUGUGGAAAUGCUUUUACUUUCACUAUUAAACAGCUGUGAGUUCUGUUGAUUUUUUUACAAUGUGACUUCAAGCGUUUUAGUGAUCUCCGAUCAUGAUCAUUCAAGAUUUUUUUCCAACCACAUUUUUUCCACAAAGCUGACGGUUCACCACUAUCCUUCCAGGUUUUAAUAAUGCCUUAAUAAUGCCUUAAGUUCUUAACCCAAUUCCAGUGAUUUCAGCAAUCUCCUUAGUUCUUUUCUUUGCUUGAUGCAGGCCAAUAAAUUGCCCCUUCUGAAACACAGUAACAUCUUUUCCAUGAACACAGGAUGCGUCUUCUACAUGCUGCAUCAGUUAGGGUUAAAAGAAUUGCUGCCAGCUGAAACAUUUUAAUCACUGCAAUAAUGAUCCAAUCAUAGGCUCUUAAGUAUCUGCUUAUUUAAAUCAAAAUUGUGUUUUUUUUUUUUUUUUUUGGCCAGGCAGUGCACAACCAUUUGUUAACAUUUACAUGAGGAAGGAUGGGUUAGUAAUAGUUCACCCAAAAAUGUACAUCAUUUACUCAUUUGCUGUCUUCUGUUGAAAGCAGAACGAUAUUAGACAGAAUGUUAGGGAUUGACAGCCUCGGUCACCAUUCAUGAAUUAUGGAGAGAUGGAGAAAAAAAAAAAAGAUUAAAUGAAAGUGAAUGGUGACUGAGACUGUCAGUUCCUAUCAUUCUGCCUAACAUCUGUGUUCCUUAAAAGAAGGUAAUAUGGGUUUGACACGAGUGAGUAAAUAAUAACAUAAUUUAAAUUUUUGGGUGAACUACCCCUUAAUUAUUUUAGAUGCUUACAUUGUACUCUUGGAUAAGAUCAUCCUCCUUUUCACCCAGGUAAUAAGAGGGAGUUUUACUUAAAGGUGCACUCAGUAACUUUUGUCUUUGUGUCAUCUUGGACAUACACUGACUCCUAGCGGUUUGGAUGCAGCAUCUUUUAAAAUCAAUAAUUUUCAGUUUCAGAUGUCAUUGUAAAAAUGUAGUAUUCACAGUCAGCCAUGAUUACUUUAAUCAAUGAGUAAAAGUGUCAAAUAACAGGACGGUUACUGAGAUUAAGAGAGUAGUAUUCGGCUGGUCAUGUGAUUCUAACAUGGCAGCCCCCAUGUGUGGACCCUCUCCAUGUAGAAUAAAACAGCUUUUAUAAGGUUACUGAUAUGACUGGAGUCUUCAUUUUAAUGUAAGUGAUCAUGAUUUCCUAUAUAUAUAUUGCAAAAUUAAAAUUCAUGUCUUUAGAAGUUAAACUUUUUAAUGAGGACAAAAUUACUAAGUGUACCUUUAACGUUCACCCUAAGAAAGAGCCAUGGGGAAAUUAUUGUCUUCAAAAUUCUUAUUAAUAGACAUUUCCAUAACUAUAUUCAAACUUUUUUUAUGUUGAUGUAUUUUUAAUUUUUUUACUAGAAUAUAUAAAACUUUACAAUUCGGUUGGGAUGUUUGUUUAUGUUAAAUGUUGCUUUAAAUGUCAAAUUACUAUUUAUUGAUCUUUAUACUGUAUAAUAAACAGCAUUUAACUUUAAUAGCAGGUCUUGGAUGCAUUUCAUAAAUUAGCAGGCUCCCCAUGAUUUUGUUUUUCAUGAACAAUGUUUUUCAACAGUUAACAUGCUAUUCUUCUUUAUAAUGACAUUUGAAUGAAACUGUUUUCAUUAAUUCAUUUUAUGCCAAUUAUGCCAAAUCAGAAAUCUUUAAAUGUCAGUGCAAUAAAAAAAGAGUUAAUUCAUAACAUUUUCAGCUAAUUUAAUAAAUUCAAAAACUUGAAUAACCUUAUAUGCUUAAAAAUGUAUUAAGGCAUUAUUCUUCUGGGUGAAUGGGAACCUCUUUUGAUCUUUGCUCUUUCCUUUGCCAUAGAACAGUAAAGUACCCAUCUUUCCUUUUCACUACAAUAACAAAAACAUCAGAUCUUAACAAUCUUAUAGAGUUAUUCCCUCUUAUAAAAUCUCAAAUAUUUUCCAAACUUGAAUAGAGGAGUAGGUAUAUUUGGGGGGGAAAUACUACAUGAUUGUGUAGUGUGUUUGUGUGCAAAAUAUUCAUUUUUUUUUUUUUUCUAUUUAUUUUUCAGCAUGUCUAUUUAGGAAGAAAUGUAAAAUAUCACCAUAACUGUCAUCAUACCACUCACAGAUGCCUGUGCUACCUUUAACUUAUUUUACCCUUUUACAUACAUAUCAACAUCACGGUCAUGCAUGAUUUUGAAAAAUUUGGCUUACAAGUAGUUUUGUAUUUCUCAUUUAUUUUAUGAUAGUUCUUCUGUUUAACUUCUAAAGCAACAUUAUGGUUUUAACCUUACUUAUUUAGUUACUUUUUUUACCCUAAUCUUUGAUGGCUGAUCAGCACCCUUCUUCUGUUUGUGUGAGGCACUGAAGUUUAUGGACCAUCCAUGCCAACAGAUGAUAAGGGGUGGGGCAGUAAACCUGUGGGGACAUUGCUCUUUUGUUGAGGAUACAGAGCUGGGGUGUGAUGAUCUUGUUAGGCUAAAUAUGAGGGACUGACAGCCUCAGUCACCAUUACUUUUAUUGCAUCUUUUUUCUAUACACUGACUAGGUCUGUCAGUCACUAACAUUCUGGCUAACAUCUCUCGUGUUCCACAGAAGAAAGUCAUAUGGAUUUGGAAUAAUAUGUGGGUGAGAAAAUUACAGGAAAUUUAUGUUUUAAGGUCUGGGCCCUUUACCAGUUUAGUUAGAAAUGCUCAUCUAAAUAGGGCUAUAGACCAAAUAGGUUUAAUCUUGCAAUUGACUGUGUAAGUGCACAGUCGUAAUAAAUAACCAUGACACAGAAAGCACUCAGUCAUUAUUGUUAGCUUGGAAAUGCUGCCUUUCAUUCAACUCUGAGAGUGAAAAAGGGCGGCCAGGUAGAAGUUGGCCUACAAAGUAGGCUAAAUGAAAAGUAUUCACUUUUAAGCAUCAAUUAAAUACAAAUGAAAUUAAAUAUAAAAAGCAACGAGUCAGCUUUAUUACAUGAUGAUAAAACGUAUUCAGGAAACAUUUGCAGAGACAGAUGUGUGAAAUAUGGUAAAUUACUCUCUUUUGAUAAUCUGGAUGACAAAUACAUGACUUUGAAUAGAACAGCAUAACAUUAGCUUGCGUAUCUGAAAAAAGAGAAUAUGAACAGCUUACAUUAGAAUGUCAAUUUAUAAUACAAAUUCUGAUAAAGGAAAGAGCAAGCGCUGACAUAAAUUUAUUCUAUCACUGUGAUUUUUCAAACCGUUCGCACAUUUUCAUCUUUGGGUUUAGGGCCAUUUUUCACUAUGAAAUGAAUUGGUGUCUAAAUUAAUCCUGGAAAGUGACAAAACAUUCUAAACUAAUUAGGAAGACGUCUCUCUUAAUUUUAUUAGUAAAAUGUAUCAACUAUUUGGAGUAAGGGAGAGUGGGGCACAAACUAACACGGGUCUAGUUGUAACACACAUGGUUUAAAUGUUUCCACACACACUGGUGAGACAAAACUUCAUUUGUUUGUUUGCUGCCAUAUUAACACUGUGUCGAGAAAAAAAAAGUUACAAUUUUGCAAAAAUAACAAUUCACACAAGUUAAUUUUCAUCUGUUUUCAGUGUUUAUUUAAAAUGAGGCAAAUUUAGUAUCAUUUUCAUCUCCAAUCUGUUAGCUAGCAUUUUAAUUCUUAGCUAGCCAGCAGAAGUGACUAGCCAGGUUUAAAUCCCUGUUACGCUGAUGGGGCAUGUUGUAAGACUGCGUUACAACCUGCCCCAAUUAGAACAAACUAUAUGCAAUUCCAUGCAGUCAGACAUGUCAUUUACAUAAGUCCCCUUUAUGUGUGUGUGUGUGUGUGUGUGUGUGUUGUGUCAUUAAUCCAUGCAUUAUAAUGUUGUGGCUUUGUUUGUUUGUCAAGUGUCAAAGUUAUUGCUAUAUUGUAUAUGACAAAGAUAAUAAAUGGCUUUUAUUGACAUAAUAUUUUAGUUUAUCUUCUAUUUAUUUUAAUUAGAUCAGAUAUAGGCUAGUAGUUAGGGGGGAUUUUAGGCUGUCAUAUGGUCACGUUACAAUGUAGCUAUGUAGCACGUUGUAAAAUUUCACUUUUUUUUUUUUUCAGGUAGAUGGCGAACAAACCAUACGCUAUAUUCAUGAAACAUGACCACAUAUUUGUACCAGACAUGUGUAAAAAAAUACAAAAUACUUUGCAUUUACACAAACUUAAGAAAACCAGUGUUAAUUUGUGCGCCGCUCUCCCCUACAGUGCUGAGCUGAAAUUUAAGAAAUGAAAAUAUAAUCAUAUUUCAGAAGA